Lolium rigidum is the source of this 587-nucleotide messenger RNA. Its product is annotated as histone-lysine N-methyltransferase ASHR3-like. The record is from RefSeq and is a predicted model, not a curated record. The transcript is spliced from 6 exons. Gene Ontology annotation, molecular function: protein binding; histone H3K36 methyltransferase activity. NCBI's taxonomy places the organism in Eukaryota, Viridiplantae, Streptophyta, Magnoliopsida, Poales, Poaceae. Gene Ontology annotation, biological process: regulation of DNA-templated transcription. The coding region runs from base 114 to 566 and encodes 150 amino acids. Gene Ontology annotation, cellular component: chromatin; nucleus.
GUGAUGUCUUUGAAGCUAAAUGCACUGGUUGUGACCCUCCUUUGACCUGUCAAAUAAGAUGCUCAUGCAGGUCUGUGUUCAUUAGCUGCUCUCAGGCCUGCAAAUGCUCAAAAAUGUGCUGCAACAGACCAUUUCGCAGAGAGAAACGGGUAGAGAUUGUUAAGACUCAGCUUUGUGGAUGGGGCGCUGUAGCAUUGGAAGCAAUUGAGAAAGGUGAUUUUGUGAAAGAAUUUGUUGGAGAAGUUGUAGAUGGCGUGACAUGUCAAGAAAGGCUCGAGGACAUGAAACAGCGAGGAGAUGAAAAUUUCUACAUGUGUAAAGUCAGCAAAAACUUUGUAAUAGAUGCAACAUUCAGAGGAAAUGACUGUCGCUUUUUUAACCACAGCUGCACGCCUAACUGUCAGUUGGAGAAUUGGCAAGUUAAUGGCAAGACAAGGCUGGGCGUAUUUGCUUUACAGGCUAUACAAGUGGGGGAUCCCUUGACCUACAAUUACAGAUUUGAACAACAUUUCGGCCCACAGACAGAAUGUUUCUGUGGAGCUGCAAACUGCCGAGGGAAGCUGUGAUUAGAUAAAGAUGGACCAGGG